GCGCGCUAGUUAUCGAAAUACUGGGAGAGCCGUUGGGACUGCCUGCCUGUCCGUAGCAGCUCCAGCCAAGAUAAGAGGAGCAUGUUCACGCUUGAGUGGGAAGAUACGGUGCCGUUCAAACGGUUCUAACAUACUUAGACUGAAAAGCUCAUCUGUAGCAACGCAUUGCACCGCUUUUAUACGUGUAUAAAUGGAUGGACAUCGAAAUAUUGCAUUCAAAAUUCACUUGUCAACCGGUGACACAAAUUACUGGAAAUAAUGGGGAACACGACACCUAAACCUCUGAUAGCAGAUGGGACUCUGCAGCCCCGCCCGGUGGUGAGCAGGCAGUACUACACCCUUCCUAAUGGAGGUGCAGGUGUGGAGAGACGAACGUCGGCCCCCCCGGCCAGCCUCAGCCUGGAGUCGCCCCGCUUCCAUCCCCACGCCAAGGGCAAGAACAUCCGCCUGGAUGGCCAGUUGCGACGCGCCACGCGUAAAAACAGCUUCUGUAAUGGCAUCACAUUCAGCCAGAGACCUGUUCGCCUCUACGAGAAGGUGCGUCUGCGUCUGUCUGGCGUCCACACGGGCUGGAGCGGAGCGCUGCGCUUCGGCUUCACCAGUCUGGACCCUGGCGAGCUGGCCUCGGCAGACAUCCCCAAGUACGCGUGUCCGGACCUGGUGACGCGACCGGGCUACUGGGCCAAGGCCCUGCCUGAGAGGCUGGCUCUCAGGGACAACGUGCUAGCCUUCUGGGUGGACCGCCACGGACGGGUCUUCUACAGCAUCAACGAGGGCGAGCCAAUCCUGUUCCACUGUGGCCUCAGUAUCGGCUGCCCCCUCUGGACCAUCAUCGACAUCUACGGCAUCACCCAGGAGGUCACGCUGCUAGAGAGCACGUUUGCGGAGAGUGUGGGCUCCAGCUGCCUCAGCGCGGCACGUCUGAGUGCCUACCUGCCCCAGAGCAGCCACGACUCAGCCAACUACAGCAACAACCAGCUGGAGAACAACCAGGCCGCCGCCGCCGCCAAGAUGGCCGCCACCCUCCAACUCAACAACUGCAGCCAGCUUAUCCCUUGCUGUUCCACUACCUCCACCUCCUCCUCCACUCCCACCACCUCCUCCUCCGCCUUCUCUGCCCCCAGGGUGGUCCGGGGCCUGCCCUCCCCUCUGGACAACGACCUGCACUUUCACCCUGUCCGUGGGCCUGACGUCAUCCUUUCCGCCGACCGAUCGGCCGCCUGCAUCCACUUUCUGGACAGCAGCAGGACCCUGGUGUUCAGCGACCGGCCGCUGCAUGUGGGUGAGACUCUGUACGUGGAGGUGGGCCACCUGGGCCUGCCCUACUUUGGCGCGCUGCUUUUUGGGGUUACCUCCUGUGACCCAGGGAGCCUGCACGCUGGGGAGCUGCCGGCCGACCCAGAGGUCCUACUGGACCGUAAGGAGUACUGGGUGGUGUACCGGGGUUUCCCCAUGCCCUGCUCCGGGGACGUGCUGAGCUUCAGCCUGCUGCCCAGUGGAGAGGUGCACCACGGGGUGAACGGAGCAGCCCGCGGCAGGCUGCUGUGUGUGGACUCCUCCCAGGUCCUCUGGGCCUUCUUCACCCUACAUGGAGCUGUCAACAGACUCAGGAUACUGGGCACUAUGCAGUCCAGCCCCGCCUCCUUGUCCCCCGGCAGCUCCCAGAGCAGCAGCACAGAUGACAGUGACUCUGACCUGGCCUUCAGCGUCAACCGAUCGUCCUCUGCCUCCGAGUCCUCCCUGGUGACAGCCCCCAGCUCCCCCCUCAGUCCCCCGGUCUCUCCCACGCUCUCCGCUCCAGAGCUGCCUCCUGCUGGUAAGAACGGGGAGUGCACCGUGUGUUUCGACCAGGAGGUGGACACGGUCAUCUACACCUGCGGACACAUGUGUCUGUGUAACGACUGCGGGCUGAAGCUGAAGAGACAGAUCAACGCCUGCUGCCCCAUCUGCCGGAGGCCCAUCAAGGACGUUAUCAAGACGUAUCGACCCUGAUUGGAGCGGCAUGCUCAGGGCCGGCCAGGGCCCAGGUGCUCGGUGUCUGCACUCGAAGGGCACAGGGUCUCUGGAAUUGGAGGGACUCAAUCCUAGCCCCGAUGAGAUCCUACCUGCCUGGCACUGAGCUUCCACCACCCUCAGCAAGCCCAGGACUCUGGCUGCUUGUGUCCAAUUCCCUGAGACUACCCUUCUCAGACUAUGUAGUGCUAAAGCGGUGUCUCCGUCUAGUUCAGUUUCUAUUUACAGCUAAGGCAAGGGCUGUUGUGGGGACAUGCCUCAAUCAGCCCAAUGUUUGUCUGUCCCUUCCCUACAUCUCCAUCACAUGCUCCAGUUGCCCUAGGUCCUUGUGGAUGAACAGUUCGAGGGGCUCUUCUGUGAAUACUCAUCUCAUCCCAGAUCUAUUCAUCCUAACCACUUGGACUGCUGUAUAUCCAUUUAGGACCCUUUCCAAAAGGAUCAUUCUAGUGCCUUACACAAUGUUUGUCAAAUGUCUAUAUGUCCUAAGAAGUAACUAAGAUGACAAUCCUUUUUGUUAUAUUUGUAAAAUACAUUGCUGAGUUUUGUGAAAAUCACAUUUGUAGAAAUGAUCAGAGCUUAUACUGAAGUUAUUGUAUGUUUCCCAAAUGGCCA
Osmerus eperlanus (European smelt) is the source of this 2625-nucleotide messenger RNA. It is a transcript of the gene neurl1b, whose product is annotated as neuralized E3 ubiquitin protein ligase 1B. The record is from RefSeq and is a predicted model, not a curated record. Gene Ontology annotation, molecular function: ubiquitin protein ligase activity. Bases 259 to 1992 code for a protein of 577 amino acids. Gene Ontology annotation, biological process: ubiquitin-dependent endocytosis. Lineage: Eukaryota; Metazoa; Chordata; Actinopteri; Osmeriformes; Osmeridae. Gene Ontology annotation, cellular component: early endosome. The transcript is spliced from 6 exons.